AUGGAUAUUCACCGCUGUCGCUUCAUGCCCUACAACCCCCAGGCGAUCAACGCGCUUGCCUUUUCGCACCCGCCGUCCGCUGGCCUUGCUGGACGCGGCGUUCCGACCCUCCGACUCGCGGUUGGCCGAGCGAACGGUGAUAUCGAGAUCUGGAACCCGCUGCGUGGCGCCUGGGUGCAAGAGACUGUUCUCCGGGGAGGAAAAGACCGCAGCAUUGAAGGGCUGGCGUGGACGCUCGACCCGCCUGAAGAUGGUCCGGAUGGUGGCAGUGGCAGCAGCAGCAAGCUGCCCGGUCGGUUGCGUCUUUUCAGCAUCGGAUACUCGACGACCGUGACCGAGUGGGAUCUGGAGCAGGGGCGGCCGCUGCGUCAUUCGAGCGGGAACCACGGCGAGAUCUGGUGUCUGGCUGCGCAGCCGCGGUGGCAGCCGACCCAGCGCGGCAAGGAUGGGAAGUGGUUACCCCCCGCCGAGGGUGAGUUCACGGGCCAGAACCUCGCUGCGGGCUGUGCGGACGGCUCGAUCGUCAUCUUCUCUACCGCCAACGAGGAACUGUCCUUCCUCCGACUGAUGCGCCCGUCGACCAAGAGAGCGCGUGUGCUCAGCGUCACCUUUCAGAACCGCCAUACGAUUGUCGCCGGGUACGCCGAUAGCUCGAUCAGACUCUUCGACAUCCGCAGCGGCCAGCUGCUGAGGACGAUCUCGCUGGGCAAGGGCCCCAACGGUGGAGCCAAGGAGCUGUUGGUAUGGUCGGUCAAGUGUCUGCCCGAUGGCACCAUCGUCUCGGGUGACUCGGCCGGGGAGAUCAGAUUCUGGGAUGGCAAGAAUUACGCUCUCAUCCAGCGGCUAUCGGGCCAUCUGGCUGAUGUCCUCGAUGUCGCCGUCAGUGCCGAUGGCGAGACCGUCAUCAGUGGCGGUGCCGACCAGCGGACUGUCGUCUACCGGAAAAAGGACUCGGAGAAAGGUGACAAGAAAGCCAGAUGGGCGGAGGUCAUGCAUCGUCGCUACCACUCUCAUGAUGUCAAAGCCUUUGCAGUCUACGAGACAAGGGAUAUCAGCAUUGCUGUCUCUGGUGGCCCCGAUGCUGCCCCGGUCGUGUUACCUCUGCGUGAAUUUGGAAAAGAACAUCAUAGAAAGUUAUCCAGUUUGCCUCAGAUUCCCCAAUUAUCUUCAUCUCCUUCCUCUCGCCUUGUUAUGAGUUUCUGGGAUCGAGAGAUCAGCAUCUGGCGCAUGUUGAGAGGCCCUACUUCGGCCAAUGAGGCUACAGAAGGGAAAAGGCAUCGUCUGGUCGGGAAAGUUCUGAUCCAGGGAGAGGAGAACAUCACAUCCGCCGUUCUUUCGUCAGACGGCAAGAUCCUGGCGGUCGCAACGAUAUCAAACGUCAAGGUGUUCGCCGUUCGUCGUCGCAAGGGCGAUGAACGCGGUGUUUUACGCAUCCAGAAGCUCGACAUCCCGCCCGAGCUCGCUGAGGAGGGGGCGCGUGUGCUAAACAUUUCUCCCGACUCUCGUUGGCUGUGCGUUGUUCGCCCCAACAGUGAUGUCUACCUCGCUCGGUUUGAGAUCCCUGCUGUCUCGACGGAAAAGCCCCAAAUUCUGCCCCAGCUCGUCAAAGUGAAUCGGGUUUCUCGGCACACUCGCCAUGAAAAGGCCUCCCACGGGACCUUGGGCCAUUACGAGCGUACAAUACGAUGCGUGGUGUUCUCGGAUGAUAGCAAGAUUCUGGCAUCCGGCGAUUUGUCUGGUUGCGUGGAUACUUGGGUCUUGAAGACGCGUGGCAUGGCCGGGGACUCCGACGACGAGUCUGAUGACGAUGACGAUGAACAGACUGCAAUCGAUGGCGAGCGUUGGUGUCAAUCAGCGACCGAGUCACCAAUUCCUCGUCUCAAGUCAGGCGUGGUGCUAAUGUCAUUCCGACCUCAGGGUCGUCGCGAAAACGAAGACCGGCUCAUGGUCCUGACAAGCGAACAUCAGCUGAUUGAGUUCGAAGCUCUCGACGGCAAACUGUCCGAUUGGUCCCGAAGAAACCCCAAGGCCUAUCUCCCUGCAGAAUUCCGGGGCGUCAAGGACCGAGCCAUGGGCUGGGUGUGGGAUUUGUUUGGGAAUCGUGAACGCCUCUGGCUGUACGGUACUUCCUGGCUGUGGAUGUUCGACCUUUCCAAGGAUUUCCCUUCCCCUGAGGAGCUCGAAUCGGAAGCGGGGAACACAAAUGACCAACUUGUCAAGGCGUCUGCCUCCCAGAAACGCAAGCGUGAACUUUUGGAGGAGGAGGAGCGCGAGAGGAAGAAGCCGAACAGCGGCGCUGGUGACCGGAUCCCCCACACCCAGGCAGAUAUCUCGAUCGGGACCAAAAUCCGCAAGAUCACGGGCAACGAUGAUUCGCAGGGAGUCUGGGUCUCACUGGAAAGGGAGCGACCCCGUGCUGCUGCUGCUGCUGCUGAUGAAGAAGAAGAGGAGGAUGCCCUUGAACACGACGAGGCCUUUGCGACCGCCAACGAGGCAGACAUGGCCCGUCUCCGGCGGGAGAACCCUGACGUUGAGGCGACCGGCACUCCGCAGAAGCAAACGCCUGCUCGCCACAACAGACUUCUGGCACUCAUCGACAAGGUUGAGGGCACCCCAAGUCGAAAGCUCGACGAGCUUGACGUCUUCGCCUCGCCCGCUCCGCAGCCACUCAUUGAUCUCGAGAAUGCCGCCGCCCAAGCCAACCGGCAGUGGUGGCAUACCUACAAAUACCGUGACAUCCUUGGAAUCGUCCCCCUCAGCCUUCUCCCUCAACUAGAUAACGCUGGUCAUCUCAGCGAUGAUAGCGUCAACUCGACUCACCUGGAAGUGGCAGUCGUGGAGCGGCCCAUGUGGGACGUAGAACUGCCUGGGCGAUACAUCAGAUGCGACAGCAACUCAGCGUUGGAUGGACGACCCUUCUUAACCGGUGUCGGCGCCCGUGUGCCGCGUCAUUUCUCCUCGAUUGCGGCGCCUUCUGAUCCCACGUCGCAAUGGAGCGAUGAAGGGUUCGUCUGGUCGAAGGAGGAUGUUUUCCCCACCCUGAUCGGGAUCCGUGGGCAACCGCAGCCUGGCUUCGUAUUUCAUGAUGCGUGCUGGCAGUUGCUGCAGAGGAUACUUCAUCCGCACUCGGUGGACGUGGAAUGUCUGUAUGAUCUCUGUCUUUCUUGUCCGGCGAACCAUAAAGGUUGGCUGGACUGGGGCCAUACCUAUGGCGAACUGAUGGAGCGACAUCCUGUCGGCGGGUAUCCCUGGGAAGACGUCUACAUCACGGGUUUUGUGAGACGGUACCUUCUCUCGAACAAAGUCUCUCCCCUCAAGUUCUCGAAGUCGACACCCCUAGAUGCACCCGAAAUCAGGAGGGCUCUCGCCGAGUGCAGAGUAUCCGGCGAACCGGGCAAGCUGGAGGGGAUCUGCAGCAUCUCCGUGGCCUUUCGGCAGGCACCCGACUGCUUCCAAAAUCUGCCCCAAGAGAUUCUGGAGGCCAUCCAGAUGCUUUUACCGUCGCAGAGCGUUGCCAACGCACGGCUCGCGGCACGGUCCUUCGCCACCCUCCCGCUCACGCAGACCUUCUGGGCGUCGCGAUUCGACUGGGAGCAGGAACGCGGCUUCUGCAUCGAGGCGAGACACCCGUCCUUUAGCCCGGCUUCUGAGCAGCGGAGGCGGGAUUGGAAAGACCUCUACGAGAGAACUGCCCUGGCCGGACUGCCCAGCGGACAGCAGCAUAACCGGAUGCGAGUCUGGCGGUGCCUCCGAGACCUGGCAAGCCUACUGCUUGAAUGUCCCCUCACAGAACCGGGGAUGCGACGAGCCCUCCAGCCCCCGCAUGAGAUUGGAAUCCCAGAUCCCAAUUGGAGAACAGUGGGCGGCGACUUUGCGCCGAGGACGACAACAGGAGCAGCAGCGCCCGCCGGCAUGCCGUGCCGGGUCAUCUACGAACAGAUUGUCUCUGUCCCAUCCAAGGUGAAGAGCAUCGCGGUCUCGUUUCGCACGUUUGCGAACACACGGUACAUCUCCGGCCUGCGGUUCGUGCUCGAUGAUGACGCCCAGGAUCUUCCCAUGGGCUACGUCGUUCCCUCCAGCGAAGCCUGGCUUUGUUUCGAUGCCGACGGCAGUGAUCUGACCGGUCUGAUCGUCGCUGUUGGCCCGCGAGGCAUCAAGGCCCUCCGUGCCGUAACCAGCCAUGGGGCCAUGUCCGCCUGGGCCGGCUCGCCAGAUGGACUGCCCCAGACUGUCCGCCUGUGCAUGAAAGAUGCUAUCCACACCUUGAAAGGGUGUUUCGAUGGCUUCAAAAUGGUCUCCCUCUCCGUCCCGGCCAGCAUGCAGCCUCUCUUCCCAUCAUCUACGGCUACGACUUAUUCCCUCCGCUCCAUGGGCCUCUGGUACCCAACCCCGCCGCCUACCCAUCUCAAUCUCCACGACGACUGCUUCGCAGGGUGCGCCCCGAGAUCCUCAUCAGAGUACCGCCCCCUCGUGCUCGUCGCCUUCGGCGGCGUCCAGGGCUCCCUCCUCCCUCACCUAGACCGCCUCUCCGUGACGGUCUCCAAGGCGGCCAUCGUCGGCGUCGAUUUUUUCUAUACCCAAUCCUCGGGCUUGCCCUGUCUACAAGCCUGUCUCUCGACCGCCAGUCAGGACGAAUCAAACAAGAUCCCUUUCUCCAUCGAUGGGCCAGGCGGCGAGCGUCUGACCGGUUUACAUUGCGAUUCCUCCGUUGAUAGGGGGGUCACUUCCUUGAAGGUCUCCACCACCUAUAACCGCUCCUUCACCUUCCAGCCGAGCGCGGUGCCUAUCCUCAAACUACCCACCGAUCCCUUUAUCCCUCAAAGGCUGAAGAAGGCGUCUAUUCCUACAGGUGAGACGCUGACGGGAGUAUAUUUCAUGCAUGAUCCCCGAUUCGGCAUGCUCGGCUUGGGUCCAAUCUCAGAAGACUUGAAUAGACAGGUGGUAGCGCCCAGCAUUGAAGAGGAAAUCUGGAAGCUAUCUGCUUCUAUUUUCCUACAAGAAGGAUACUGA
This is a messenger RNA of Penicilliopsis zonata CBS 506.65, 5010 nucleotides long. RefSeq lists its product as hypothetical. Gene Ontology annotation, cellular component: t-UTP complex; 90S preribosome; small-subunit processome. The transcript is spliced from 9 exons. Gene Ontology annotation, biological process: maturation of SSU-rRNA from tricistronic rRNA transcript (SSU-rRNA, 5.8S rRNA, LSU-rRNA). Lineage: Eukaryota; Fungi; Ascomycota; Eurotiomycetes; Eurotiales; Aspergillaceae. The record is from RefSeq and is a predicted model, not a curated record. The coding region runs from base 1 to 5010 and encodes 1669 amino acids. Gene Ontology annotation, molecular function: protein binding; RNA binding.